Molecule: messenger RNA, 1512 nt
Organism: Rhizophagus irregularis DAOM 181602=DAOM 197198
Lineage: Eukaryota; Fungi; Glomeromycota; Glomeromycetes; Glomerales; Glomeraceae
Biological process (GO): signal transduction; protein phosphorylation
Cellular component (GO): cytoplasm
Molecular function (GO): ATP binding; protein kinase activity
Source: RefSeq, a predicted model, not a curated record
AUGAAAAAAAAGUCUCAAAAAAUUAUCUCAAACGCUGAUUAUGGUGAAUGUCAAGAUUGUCAAAAACAACGAACUGCGGUAUCAUGGUGUAAAAAUUGCGAUAUUGCAUUUUUGAAAGAAAAUUUCCAUAAUUGGACUAGUGGAAAUUUCUUAAUAGAUAAAUUUAUUAGAGAUACCCAACUAAAUGCAAAUGAGAGUAUGGACUAUCUUGAAUGGAUUGAUUUUGACCAAUUUGAAUUGAUCGAAAAUAUUAAUAAACGAGGUGCUUUCAGUUCAAUUUAUUCCGCAAUAUGGAUGGAAGGGCCUAGAUGGAAUCUAGAUGAAGAGGCCGAAGUUUGGACUCGCAAUGGUCCCAUUAAGGUCAUCCUAAAACGAUUAGACAAUUCUCAGAACAUCAGUCAAGAAUUUGUAAACCAAUUAUACAGAUAUCACAAAUGUUUACAAAGUGGAGCACUAACAGAUUGUUUUGGUAUGACAAAAGAUCCAACAUCAAGUUACAUGUUCGUUAUAAGAUAUUACAAAAAUGGAAAUUUAUAUUCGUAUCUCGAUGAAACUAUGGGAAUUCUAUGCUGGAAAGAUAUCGUAGAAAUGCUAUGGUCAAUAUCAGCUGGUCUUAAUUUUAUUCAUGAAUAUAAUCUCGUUCAUGGUCAUUUACAUGGAGGAAAUAUUUUAGUUGAAAAUGAGCUGGAUUCAAUUGAUGCUAAAAUCACAGAUACGGGAUUACACGGACAUGCUAAUGGAAAAAUAUCACAAAAUUACGGUGUAAUUCCAUUUGUUGCUCCAGAGAUCUUUGAUGGAAAUACACCAACCAAAGAAUCUGAUAUCUAUAGUUUUGGCAUGAUUAUGUGGAUGUUAUCAGCUUGUGUGCGUCCUUAUUGUGAUAGACCUCAUGAUUCACAACUUAUACAAGAGAUUUGUUCGGGAACCAGACCGAAUAUAGUCAAUGGAACUCCACCUGUUUUCUCCAGUUUAAUGUUAAAAUGUUUAGAUGCGAAUCCAUCAAUUAGACCAACAGCAUCUCAACUUUACGAAUGGUUAGGAAAUUGGGUUACAGCAAUAUGCGACGAUCCCGAACAAUCAGAUUUAUCUGAUCAAUUUGAUGUCGCAGAAGAAACUAAAUUCGCAAAUUUAGAUAAAUUAAAGUUUAAUAUUACACCAUGUCACGAAAAUGCCAUCUAUAUUAGUCGUCCAUUAGAUUCCAUUGGUGUAUAUUACUGAUAAAACAACCUUAACAUCAUAAACGUGAAUCGAAUCAAAUACAUUAUAGUACACUUUUAUAAUUCUUUAAUGUCAAUCUUCUUAUUUAUAAUUCGUUUUGAUCCAUAUACAUCACAACUGUAUGUAUGGACGGAAAAGACAUUCAUCACGACGUCCGUCACCUUCGACAUAAUUUUUCUUUAACGCAAUUUUUCUUCGUUUUUGUCACGCGAUUUGACUUUAAUUGUUUUUUAAAAUUUUUCGUACAAAAUCACAAACACAAAUUAACCAAUUUUAAUAAAAAUUUCACCAUAU